Molecule: messenger RNA, 1947 nt
Organism: Culex quinquefasciatus (southern house mosquito)
Lineage: Eukaryota; Metazoa; Arthropoda; Insecta; Diptera; Culicidae
Product: oocyte zinc finger protein XlCOF6
Exons: 3
Coding region: 112-1923 (603 amino acids)
Biological process (GO): regulation of gene expression
Cellular component (GO): nucleus
Molecular function (GO): zinc ion binding
Source: RefSeq, a predicted model, not a curated record
UGUUGACAAAUUUUAUCCUGAAAUCAGUCUGAUUUUGGUCACGCAGUUAUUGUGGACGUUUUAGGUGGAAUUCAUAGAUUUUUAAAUUGUUUUGUUAAAUUUGUUAUCGGCAUGGCCGCCUUCAACCUGUCCACCUUCCCGGAGGUGUGCCGCCUGUGUCUGCAGUCCAAACAUCCGGACGAGCUAGUGCCGCUAAAUUCCGACCGACCCGCCUACGGUCGCACCCUGUCCGAGCUGCUUGGCGAUCUUACCGCGAUGGUCAUUCCUCCGGAGGUGGAGCGCUACCUACCUUCCGAGGUUUGCUCGAUGUGUCUGGAGGUGUUUGAUUUCUUCUGCAAGUACCGCCAGAAGGUUGGGUACGUGCAUCGGUUCUUGGUGGCGUUUGUGCAGGUGAAGCUGGGUGAUGAGCGACCGCUGCGGGAGCUGUUUGCGGACGAGUACUUUCCUAUAUUGCUGAAGGAUUUGGAUUUGUGCAAUAAGGACGAGCUGGUGGUCGAGGAUAUGAUUGAGGAGUACUCGCAGUACAAGAUCGCUUCGAUGCCGAUGGGGGUGGCGGCGAAGGUGGAGGAUGAGUGCGAAUCGACCACGGUGAUGGUGGAGAUGCUGGACGUUAAGGAGUCGUUGCUGGUUGAGCGACUGUUGGAUGAUGUGGGGGAGGUUGGGGGAGGGUUGGAGAACAUCAUUGAAGCGGAAUCGGUUCAACUGCUUCCGGUGGAAGGGUCUGAGGUUGGGGUUGAAGAAGUUCCCGAUAAUGAGUCGGAUCAGGAGUUUGUUGAGGAACUGGAAUCGGCUCAAGAACCGAUUAAAAAGGAAGUCUUCCAUUGUACAAAGUGCAGAUAUAAAACGGUGUUGAAGCGGACAUUUGAAGCACAUUGUAGGUUGCACGAGCGGAACGACCAUCUGGAAGGGGUUCGAUGCCCCAACUCGUCCUGUUUGAGGGUAUUUCCCAACAACGAGGAACUCCAGCGGCAUCUCCGGAAAGACAUUCAUAAUCUGCACGUUUGCGACAUCUGCGGGACGGCGUUACGCCACAAACAUUCGCUGGAAAUUCAUCUUGCUCGUCACACAGGAGUUCCCAGCUUCAGCUGUGAAUAUUGCUCAUCGUCGUUCUUCACCAACACUGAGCUGAAGAAUCACGUCAAGUCGAUCCACACGAUUGGUGAGCUCUUCCGCUGUUCCGAGUGUGGUUCCAGCUUCAAAAGCAAGAAACUUCUUAACCAGCAUCUGGAAUCGCACCAAGAACGCAAAUUUUCGUGCUUGGCUUGCGAGUUUUCGUUUAAAACCAAGCAACACCUUCGACGGCACGUCGUGACGGUCCACCAGGAGGUUCGAUUCCACUGUGACCAUUGCGAGAUGUCGUACGGACGGAAGGACAAACUACGAAUGCAUCUGGAGCGAGCUCACAGCAUCAAAACCCACUUCACGUGCGACAUCUGCCUGCGCACCUUCACCACCCCGUCCGCCCUGGAAGAGCACCGUGGCCACCACGCGAACCCGAAGCCGCUCGAGUGCGCGCGCUGUCUGAUCGUGCACCAGGACCAGCGCACCUUCGAUCGACAUCUCUGCAUCAGCUAUCGGGAGGAUUACGUGUGCUGUGAGCGUGACUUCAAGUACCACGGCCCCUACAACCGACACAUGCUGCAGGAGCACGGCCAACGGACGAAUGUCCGCGUGCGGCCAUCGGAUGACGCCAGGCUGCGUAGCGAGAGAAAAUUGGCGCGAUGUCGACGGUGCCGGCAGGGCUUUGAAGGCGUGGCCGAGCGGAGAAAGCACGUGGUCGAGUGUCGGAGGAGGGCGGCGAAGGAAGCGGAAGCGGUUCGCGCGGGGACGUCGGAGAUGGGAGAGGAGGAGCGUUUGGAGGAGGGCGAUGACGACGAAAUGAUGAUUGACGAAGUGGAGUAUGUGGAUGAGGAUGAGAGUUGAAAAAUUUGGACCAAGUUAGCGAAA